Spinacia oleracea (spinach) is the source of this 1604-nucleotide messenger RNA. RefSeq lists its product as uncharacterized. Gene Ontology annotation, cellular component: snRNA-activating protein complex. The transcript is spliced from 8 exons. Gene Ontology annotation, molecular function: sequence-specific DNA binding. Gene Ontology annotation, biological process: snRNA transcription by RNA polymerase II; snRNA transcription by RNA polymerase III. Bases 477 to 1472 code for a protein of 331 amino acids. NCBI's taxonomy places the organism in Eukaryota, Viridiplantae, Streptophyta, Magnoliopsida, Caryophyllales, Amaranthaceae. The record is from RefSeq and is a predicted model, not a curated record.
GAAAGACUACAGGUCACUAUUUCGCGAAAUACAUUAACCUACUUCUCUCCUCCCCCCACAGCGCCGCCCAGCCCUCUGAGGCUCUGAGUCACCGUUACCGGCACGGCGGCACCACUCACCAGCUGCAUCCACUGUCCGCGGCUCACCUCACCGGUCAUCGGCAGCUUUCCGGUACUCUGUCUCCAGUCGCCCAGUUCUUUAAUUGCUCACCAGUCACCUCAAUUCCUCAAGUAACGCGAGGUCGCGAGAGCCCAGCCAGUGAGCCAGAGAAGCCUCCCCGGCCGGCGGCGCCCACCUCAACGCGUUCUCAUCAGGAACUCCGGCAGCCGCCCACCUCACGAGUCAACAUUCACCAUUCGUUCCUGUCCAUUCUUCAAGGACGCAAGUACGCAACUCACGCUCACGCAAGGUUAGCAUUUCAUGUUGGAGCUUGACUAGAGAGUAAGGAACUUCAUUGAUUAAGGGAUAUCUAUACAAUGGAUUUUUCCUCGUUCAAGCUAGAUCUGGAUGAGCUCAUAAACGAGUUUUCCGAGGGAGGGCUUAAAACUUUAGCAGACAUGAAAAGAUUAUGGCUUGAGCGGAAGUUUUCCUACAUAUUUGAGGCUCGGCCUUCUACCAGCUCCAACAUAUUUAUGCAAUUCCUGUACAGUCAUUCUAUAAGUCACAUGAUCUCCACUAAUUCUGUGUCACAAAGAUUGGGAGCCCUCUAUGUCCUCUAUUGUCUCUAUGAGACUCAGCCAUUCAAGCCCCCAUUCAAGAUUUAUCUAUCACUUGGAGAGUUACGAAGACUAAAAGCCCUGGUUGUAAAUGCUAAAGAAAAUGGAAUCAAAAUCGUAUCUGUUUUGAUCAAAAAGAUGCUAGAGAAGAAUGCAUUCUUGUUUGGCUUUGUUAACAUAAAUGAUUACUCUGAGAAAGAGAGGAUAAAGGAGUUGGUAGAUGUGCAGAAUGCCUGUAUAAAGAAGAUGCAUGAAAAAUUGUUGGCGAACACUGAGAUUGAGCGUUACCUUCAUAUGGACAUGGGCAUGGAACUUGAUCUAGAAGUGCUCAGGAAAAUGUCCGAAGAAUAUGAAGGAACUAAAAGUCUUGCUAUCAGAGAGGCAAGUAGGGUAGUGGAUGUCGAAAAUAUGAAGCAUAUUGCAGAAGAUAGGGUGACAAUCGGAGAUGAAGUGGAAAAGAUAAAUGAGGAGUGGAGUAAUCAAAAGGAAAUGUUAUCUCAGCUUUUAGGAACAGACCAACUUCCUGGCAUAACUCCUCAUCCCAAGAGAAGAGAGAGACACGACGAGCUGCUUCCUGCUGAUGAACAGCAGAUUGGAGAUGAAUUGCAACACACAAGUUUCAUGUCGCUUCUUAUGGGCAACGAAUCACCACCCACUAAUGGGAAUCUUCAACAGCCUCCUGGUGAAGAGGACCAAGAUUAUGACCUGGAGUAUGCUAAGGAUCUUGAAUAUCAAUUAUUUGGGGAUAUGUUGUAGUUCAUGUUUUAUAUAUUUAAUAUUUAAUAGUAUUUAAUAUUUGUGCCAAAGCAAGGUUUUAUCAUUGUUUUCAGGGCUGUAGAUAAUGAUUCCAGUACUAAAGAUAUAUUUACAAAUUUCAAUUUUGAUCAA